CCCAGCAGUACACUCUGUAUAGAGCCUUACCCUUCCUCUGCUAAUCACACAGCUCUGUUUCUCUUAGGCUGCUCAGAGCCUGCUGGCUCCCUGCACACACACUGUGCCAAUUAAGGACCACACAGCCUGAAGUCCUCAUGCAAAAGUCUGUGCAGAGAAAGCCAGUAAGAUCUUGUCGAAGGUAAUUGGAUCACCAUCUACAAGAUGGAGAAGGAGGAUGAAGAAACACGGGAGCUUUUGCUCCCCAACUGGAAGGGAAGCGGAUCUAUGGGUUUAACGCUAGAUAAGAAUGAUGAGGGAGUUUUCGUAAAGCAGUUGGUGCAGAAUUCUCCGGCAGCUAAAACAGGAGUCGUACAUGAAGGUGACCAGAUUGUAGGCGCUACUGUCUACUUUGACAAUAUGUCAUCCGAAGACAUUGAGAGACUACUGGCAAAUGUAGGGCACCAUACAGUGGGGCUCAAACUACAGAGAAAAGGGGAUCGAUCACCUCAACCUGGCAUGACCUGGUCCCAUGACGUCUUCAGUCUGAAAAGCCCAGAUGUUGUUCUGAGUGGUGAUGACGAAGAAUACAGACGAAUUUAUGCAAAGAAGAUUAAGCCACGUCUUAAAUCAGAGGAGUUUCUGGAUACAGAGACACAAACAAGGACAAUCACUGUUACGAGGAAGGUGACUGCUUACACAGUUGAUGUGACUGGAGCUAAAGACUCCAAGGAAAUUGAUAUCAGCAGCCCUGAAUACAAGAUCAAGAUUCCGAGGCAUGAGAUAACAGAGAUAUCUAAAACUAGUGUGGCAUCUGAUGAGGGCAAAACAGUGAUCAAAAUCCCAGGUGCUGAUGGGAAAACUAUUCAGACUGGAGGAGAGUACAGACAUACAAGCACUGGGCCAGGAGUUUCCCCUCAAGGAGAUUAUUUAAGCUCCUUUAGCACCACCAACGUCAGGUACCAAGAACAAAGUGGUGGAAUAUUUGAGUUUCCUGGAAUACGCAGUAAUGCAAACUUCAGGAUGGGCAGUGGGGUCUCCACAGAUGUUGAUGUUUCAAAUAUUAGUGUUUCUGACUCAAAAUCAAAGAGUUACGAGACAAAAAUUGAUGUGAAGAGUUCCAGGAUUGAAGGAGAUCAUGGCAUUACUUUUAGAGGUCCCAGUCUUGCUGGAGCAACAUCUAUGGACAUAGAUCUUAAAGGUGUUGCAGCCCCACAAACAGAUGUCAACCUUUCUUCUCAAUUAACCCAAGCAGAAACAUCUUUGCCAACAGUUUCUGAAGGGAAUAUCACUGGAGAUAUUCAAGCACCAGGAAUUAACAACACGGGGUCAGAGGGGGAUGGAAAGAUAACAAUGCCUAGAUUUCAGAUGCCAAAAUUUGGAAUAUCAGGAACAAAGAUGGAAAUCACAGACAGUCAUAUGUUAGAGUCCCAAAGUCCUUCUGGGAAUGUUAAAUUACCACCAUUUAAAAUGCCAAAUUAUAGUUUCACUGGAACUGCGGAUAGCAAUGCAGAAGGUGGCUCAAGAUAUCAAGAAGCAAUUAUAGAGACUACUUUCACAGCUCCUGAUGUUCGGUUAGAUGGCUCGCAGGGUAAGAUUCAGACUCCUAGUUUUGAUGUAAAAGCUUCCAAAUUUGGCAUUUCCAGUUCUAAAAUAGAAGGUCCAGAGAUGAAUUUUGGUGUAACAAAAGGUGAUCUUUCAGGUCCAACAAUAGAUAUUAAGGGUUUAGGUGGCUCCACAUGUAAAGUGCCAUCAAUUGAUAGGAGUUUACCCAAUGUAUCAUUGUCAAAUGCUAAUCUUAAUCUGAAAAGUCCAAAGUUGGAAGGGGAACCUACAAUGUCUAUGAAUAUCAAAGGGGAAGGUGCUGAUAUGAUGGUACCAGAUGCAAGUAUGAAAGUCCCAGAAGGAAAGCUAAAAAUGCCUACAUUUAAGAUGCCUAAGUUUGGUAUUUCAGGGCCCAAAGGUGAAGGUGCAGAUUUAGAUGUUAAACUUCCAAAAGGAGACCUUGAAAUAUCAGGUGGAAAAGUAGAUAUAAAAACUCCAGAAAUUAAUGUUGAUGGUAACCUUCAAAGCCAAAAAUUUAAAAUGCCAUCAAUGAAUGUUGACUUACCAAAGGUUUCUAUGCCUGAUGUUGAUUUAAGUGUAAAAGGUCCCAAAUGGGGGAAGGGAGAGACAGACAUAACUGUUCCUAAAAAAGGAGAUUGUAAAGGCCCCAAAGUAGAUAUCAAAGGACCAAAUAUUGAUAUAGGCAUUGGGGGCACAGAGGGAAAUGUGACAGGUUCCAAAUUUACGAUGCCCUCAAUGAAUGUUGACUCACCAAAAAUGUCCAUGCCUGAUAUUGACCUUAAUUUGAAAGGUUCUAAAUUUGAAGGCCCCAAAGGUGAUAUAAAGGGUCCCGAUGUUGAACUUGAAGGGUCUGAUGGAAUUCUAAAAAUGCCAAAAUUUAAAAUGCCAAAAUUUGGUAUUUCUGGGCAUAGAAUUGAAGGCCGUGAUGUAGAUGUUAAAAUUCCAAAAGCUGACAUUGAAAUAUCAGGUCCACAAGGUAAUAUUCAGGCUUCAGAGUUAGAAUUUAAAGUUCCAGAAGCAAAGGUGACAGGUCAAAAGUAUAAGAUGCCAUCAAUGAAUGUUAACUUGCCAGAAGCGUCCAUGUCAGAUGUUGACCUCAAUCUUAAAGGUCCAAAGUGGAAGGGAUCAGUUGAUAUCUCAGGUUCUAAAUUAGAAGGUGAUAUAAAAGUUCCAGAAUUAGAUGUAAAAGGUCCAGAUGUUAAUCUUAAGGCUCCAGACAUUAACAUUCAGGGUUCAGAGGAUAAACUAAACAUGCCUACAUUUAAAAUGCCCAAAUUUGGUAUUUCAUCAUCUAAAAUAGAAGGGCCUGAAAUAGAUGUUAAUCUCCCAAAAGGUAAGAUUGAUUUAGCAGGUCCAAAAGUUGACAUUGCAACUCCAGAGAUAGAUAUUGAAAGUCCAGAGGUUAAGGUGAAGGGUGCUAAAUUUAAAAUGCCAUCAAUGAAUGUAAAUUUACCUAACGUGUCCAUGCCAGAUGCGGACCUAAAUUUAAAAAGUCCAAAAUGGAAGGGGGGAAUGGAUAUUUCAGGCCCCAAAGUGCAGGGAGAUAUGAAAGGUUCAAAAGUUGACAUCACAUGUCCAGAUUUAGAUGUUGAUAGUAAAGUGAAAGCUCCAAAAAUUAAGUUUCCUAAGGUAGCUACAUCUGAUCUUAGUUUAAAAGGGCCAGAUGUGAAAGCUGAUAUAAAGGUUCCCGAUGUUGAUCUGGAAGUUCCAGAUGUUGAUUUGAAAGGUCCAGAUGGAAAACUAAAGAUGCCAAAGUUUAAGUUGCCAAAAUUUGGCAUGUCAGGGCAAAAAAUGGAUGGCCCAGAUGUGAAUGCGAAACUUCCAGAAGCUGGUAUUGAUUUAUCAGGUCCAAAUGUAAAUAUUGGGGCUCCAGAGUUAGAAUUUGAAGGUCCAGAAGGUAAAGUGAAGGGUCAAACAUUUAAGAUGCCAUCAAUGAAUGUUAACUUGCCAAAAGUGUCCAUGCCAGAUGUUGACCUCAAUCUUAAAGGUCCCAAAUGGAGGGGAGGGGCUGAUAUUUCAGGUCCUAAAUUGGAAGGUGAUAUAAAAGUUCCAGAAGUAGAAAUGAAAGGUCCAGAUAUUAGCCUUGAGGCACCAGAUAUUGACAUUCAGGGUUCAGAUGGCAAAUUAAAGAUGCCUAAAUUUAAAAUGCCUAAGUUUGGUGUUUCAGGAUCUAAACUAGAAGGUCCAGAAAUAGAUGUUAAGCUUUCAAAAGGCAACAUUGAUUUAUCAGGUCCCAAGGCAGACAUAUCAACUGCAGAUAUUGAUAUUGAAAUCCCAGAGAGUAAAUUUAAGGGUAGCAAAUUUAAAAUGCCAUCAAUGAAUGCUAAUUUUCCUGAGGUCUCCAUGCCUGAUGUGAACUUGAAUUUAAAAGGUCCAAAAUGGAAGGGUGGAGUGGAUAUCUCAGCCCCAAAAUUAGAGGGAGAUAUGAAAAGGCCAGAGGUUGACAUCAAGGGUUCAGAGGUUGAUGUUGAGAUUCCAAAAUUAGAUGUUGAUGGGAAAGUAAAAGGUCCCAAACUGAAGAUGCCCUUAGUGAAUCUCCCUAAAGUUUCUAUGCCUGACAUUGAUCUGCACAUGAAAAGUCCCAGCCUGAAAGGGGACAUAGAUGUGUCUAUCCCAAAAGUGGAAACAGAUAUAAAAGGUCCGAAACUUGAAAUGCCAGAUGUUGAUUUGGAAGGACCGGAAGGGAAAAUUAAAAUGCCUAGAUUUAAAAUGCCUAAAUUUGGCAUUUCCGGGUCUAAAGCAGAAGCACCAGAUAUUGAUAUACAAAUCCCAAAAAGUGAGUUAGAGGUUAAAGCAGCAGAAGUAGAUAUUGAGGGUCCAGAAGCAAAUCUGAAAGGCCCCAAAUUUAAUAUGCCAUCAAUGAAUGUCAGUUUACCAAAAGUUUCCAUGCCUGAUGUUGACCUAAAUUUGAAAGGUUCCAAAUGGAAGGGUGGAGCUGACAUUUCAGGUCCUAACUUAGAGGGAGAUCUGAAGGGCCCAGAGCUUGAACUCGAGUCUCCAGACAUAAAUGUAAGUCAGAAGGUUAAUGGCUCUAAAUUCAAGAUUCCAAAAAUGAAUCUACCUAAAGUGUCCAUGCCGGAUUUUGAUCUAAAUUUAAAAGGCCCCAACUGGAAAGGAAGUGCAGAUAUGUCAGUCCACAAAGUAGAAGGAUCAGAUAUAGAUGUUAAACUUCCUAAAAGAGAAAUUGACAUUUCAGGUCCAAAAGUAGAUAUUGAAACUCCAGAUAUAAACAUCCAAGGGCCAGAUGGCAAAGUAAAGGGACCAACUUUUAAAAUGCCAUCAAAGAAUAUUAAUUUACCAAAAGUGGCAAUGCCUGAUGUUGAUUUGAACUUGAAAGGGUCCAACUGGAAAGGGGAUGUUGAUGUAUCUGUCCCUAAAAUAGAGAAAGAUUUUAAAGGUCCAAAAAUGGAUUUUAAAGUUCCAGAUCUUGAUUUAGAAACCCCAAAUGUUGACGUGGAAGGCCCAGAAGGAAAAAUAAAAAUGCCCAAAUUUAAAAUGCCCAAAUUUGGGUUUUCAGGACCAAAAGUUGAAGGUCUGAAUGUUGAUGUUGGUAUUCCAAAGGAGGAAAUUGAUAUAUCUGGUCAAAUGAACAUUGAAGCUCCAGAUUUAGAUAUAGAAGGGCCAGAGGGCAAACUAAAGAGUUCUAAAUUAAAAAUGCCCUCCAUGAAUGCUAAUUUACCUAAAAUGUCAAUGCCUGAUGUUGACUUUAAUCUUAAAUCCCCAAAAAUAAAAGGGGAAGCAGACAUUUCAGCACCUAAAUUAGGAGAGGUAUCAGGUCCAGGAGUUGACAUAAAAGGCGCAGAAUGUGAUUGGGAAGUUCCAGAUUUAGAGAUAGAAGGUCCUGAUGGGAAAGGAAAAAUGAAAAUGCCUAAAUUUCAUCUACCAAAGUUUGGUUUCUCUGGCCCUAAGGUAGAAAGUCCAGAUGUGGAUUUAAAACUUCCAAAUGCAGACCUUUCUAUAUCUGGACCUAAAGUAAAAAUAGAAACUCCAGAAAUUGAUGUUGAAGGACCAGAAGGGAACAUUAAAGGCUCAAAAUUUAAAAUGCCCUCAAUUAAUCUUACAAAAAUGUCUAUGCCUGAUGUUGACCUUAAUCUUAGAAGUCCUAAAUGGAAAGGGGGGGCUGAUGUCUCAGCACCCAAAUUAGAACGAGAUUUAAAAGGUCCAGAGAUUGACAUAAAAGGUGGUAAAGUUGAUGUUGAUACUCCAGAAUUAGAUAUAGAAGGACCAGAAGUGAAAGGAAAAAUGAAGAUGCCCAAAUUCAAUCUACCAAAAUUUAGCCAUUCAGGCCCUAAAGUAGUAGGUCCAGAAGUAGACAUUAAACUUCCAAAAGGAGAUCUUGAGGUUUCAGGGCCAAAUGUAGAUAUUGGAGCUCCAGAUAUAGAUAUAGAAUGCCCAGAGGGUAAAGUAAAAGGACCUAGAUUUAAGAUUCCCUCAAUGAACGAUAAUUUACCCAAAGUUUCUAUGCCUGACAUUGACAUUAAUUUAAAAGGUCCAAAAGUGAAAGGAGAAUUGAAAGGUCCCUCAGUUGAUAUUGAAACACCAGAUGUAGAGGGCUUAGAGGUUAAAGGUAAAAGUCCUAAAUUCAAGAUGCCAUCUAUGAAUGUUAAUUUACCUAAAGUAUCAAUGCCUGGUAUGGACUUUAACUUGAAAGGUCCAAAACUAAGGGGAGAGACCGAUCUGUCUGGUACCAAACUUGAAGGUGAUCUGGAAGGUCCAGACAUUGAUGUGAAAGGUCCAGAAAUCAAUCUUGAGGCUCCAGAUAUUGAAAUUCCUGAAGGAAAGGGGAAAUUCAAGAUGCCCAAAUUCCAUAUGCCAAAGUUUGGAUUCUCAAGCCAUAAAGUUGAGAGCCCAGAUAUUGAUAUUAAAGUCCCAAAAGGUGAUAUAGAUAUUUCUGCUCCAAAGGUAGAUGUUGAUGCUCCAGAAGUUGAUAUUGAGGGUCCAGAAGGGAAAGUGAAAGGUAAAUUCAAGAUGCCCUCAAUGUAUCUCCCUCAAGUGUCUAUGCCUGAUGUUGACCUGAAUCUGAAAGGUCCCAAGUGGAAAGGGGGGGCAGAUAUGUCAGGGCCAAAAUUAGAAGGAGACCUAAAAUGUGCUGAGAUUGAUGUGAAAGGACCAGAACUUGAUAUUGAGGCCCCAGAUAUAGAUAUUGAUGCAAAAGGAAAAUUUAAAAUGCCGAAAUUCCAGAUGCCAAAAUUUGGAUUUUCUGGUCCCAAAGUUGAAGGUCCAGAUAUUAAUGUCAAUUUGCCAAAAGGUGACCUUGACUUAUCUGCUCCAAAGGUAAAUGUUGAAGGGCUAGAUGUUGAUAUUGAGUGUCCAGAAGGGAACGUUAAAGGUCCUAAGUUUAAAAUGCCUUCAAUAAAUAUAAACAUGCCUAAAGCAUCUAUGCCAGAUGUUGACUUGAAUCUAAAGGGGCCCAAAUGGAAAGGAGGGGCCAAUAUUUCUGGACCUAAAGUAGAAGGAGAAUUAAGAGGACCAGAAUUAGACAUUGAGGCUCCUGAAUUGGACAUUGAGGGCCCAGAUGGCAAAAUUAAAGGUCCUAAAUUCGAAAUGCCCUCAUUGGAUCGUCCUAAAGUGUCCAUGCCAGAUUUUGAUUUAAAUCUGAAAGGACCUAAGUUGAAAGGAGAUGCUGAUAUUUCAGUACCCAAAAUAGAAGGAGAAUUAAAAGCACCAGAACUAGACAUUGAAGCUCCAGAAAUUGAUAUUGAAGGACCAGAUGGUAAAAUAAAAGGUUCCAAAUUCAAAAUGCAUCUCCCAAAAAUGUCCAUGCCUGAUUUUGAUUUAAAUCUGAAAGGACCUAAGCUGAAGGGAGAUGCUGAUAUUUCAGUACCCAAGGUAGAAGGAGAAUUAAAAGGGUCAGAUGGCAAAGUAAUGGGAUCAACUUUUAAAAUGCCAUCAAUGAAUAUUAAUUUACCAAAAGUGGCAAUGCCUGAUGUUGAUUACAAUCUGAAAGGCCCUAAGUGGAAGGGUCAGACUGAAAUUUCAGGUCCUAAAGGUCUGAAUGUUGAUGUUGGUAUUCCAAAGGAGGAAAUUGAUAUAUCUGGUCAAAUGAACAUUGAAGCUCCAGAUUUAAAUAUAGAAGGGCCAGAGGGCAAACUAAAGGGUUCUAAAUUUAAAAUGCCCUCCAUUAAUGUUAAUUUACCUAAAAUGUCAAUGCCUGAUGUUGACUUUAAUCUUAAAUCCCCAAAAAUAAAAGGGGAAGCAGACAUUUCAGGUCCUAAAUUAGGAGAGGUAUCAGGUCCAGGAGUUGACAUAAAAGGCACAGAAUGUGAUUGGGAAGUUCCAGAUUUAGAGAUAGAAGGUCCUGAUGGGAAAGGAAAAAUGAAAAUGCCUAAAUUUCAUCUACCAAAGUUUGGUUUCUCUGGCCCUAAAGUAGAAAGUCCAGAUGUGGAUUUAAAACUUCCAAAAGGAGACCUUUCUAUAUCUGGACCUAAAGUAAAAAUAGAAACUCCAGACAUUGAUGUUGAAGGACCAGAAGGGAACAUUAAAGGCUCAAAAUUUAAAAUGCCCUCAAUUAAUCUUACAAAAAUGUCUAUGCCUGAUGUUGACCUUAAUCUUAGAAGUCCUAAAUGGAAAGGGGGGGCUGAUGUCUCAGCACCCAAAUUAGAACGGGACUUAAAAGGUCCAGAGAUUGACAUAAAAGGUGGGAAAGUUGAUGUUGAUGCUCCAGAAUUAGAUAUAGAAGGACCAGAAGUGAAAGGAAAAAUGAAGAUGCCCAAAUUCAAUCUACCAAAAUUUAGCCAUUCAGGCCCUAAAGUAGUAGGUCCAGAAGUAGACAUUAAACUUCCAAAAGGAGAUCUUGAGUUUUCAGGGCCAAAUGUAGAUAUUGGAGCUCCAGAUAUAGAUAUAGAAUGCCCAGAGGGUAAAGUAAAAGGUCCUAGAUUUAAUAUUCCCUCAAUGAACGUUAAUUUACCCAAAGUUUCUAUGCCUGACAUUGACAUUAAUUUAAAAGGUCCAAAAGUGGAAGGAGAAUUGAAAGGUCCCUCAGUUGAUAUUGAAACACCAGAUGUAGAGGGCUUAGAGGUUAAAGGUAAAAGUCCUAAAUUCAAGAUGCCAUCUAUGAAUGUUAAUUUACCUAAAGUAUCAAUGCCUGGUAUGGACUUUAACUUGAAAGGUCCAAAACUAAGAGGAGAGACCGAUCUGUCUGGUACCAAACUUGAAGGUGAUCUGGAAGGUCCAGACAUUGAUGUGAAAGGUCCAGAAAUCAAUCUUGAGGCUCCAGAUAUUGAAAUUCCUGAAGGAAAGGGGAAAUUCAAAAUGCCCAAAUUCCAUAUGCCAAAGUUUGGAUUUUCAAGCCAUAAAGUUGAGAGCCCAGAUAUUGAUAUUAAUGUCCCAAAAGGUGAUAUUGAUAUUUCUGCUCCAAAGGUAGAUGUUGAUGCUCCAGAAGUUGAUAUUGAGGGUCCAGAAGGGAAAGUGAAAGGUAAAUUCAAGAUGCCCUCAAUGUAUCUCCCUCAAGUGUCUAUGCCUGAUGUUGACCUGAAUCUGAAAGGUCCCAAGUGGAAAGGGGGGGCAGAUAUGUCAGGGCCAAAAUUAGGAGACCUAAAAUGUGCUGAGAUUGAUGUGAAAGGACCAGAACUUGAUAUUGAGGCCCCAGAUAUAGAUAUUGAUGCAAAAGGAAAAUUUAAAAUGCCGAAAUUCCAGAUGCCAAAAUUUGGAUUUUCUGGUCCCAAAGUUGAAGGCCCAGAUAUUAAUGUCAAUUUGCCAAAAGGUGACCUUGACUUAUCUGCUCCAAAGGUAAAUGUUGAAGGGCUAGAUGUUGAUAUUGAGCGUCCAGAAGGGAACGUUAAAGGUCCUAAGUUUAAAAUGCCUUCAAUAAAUAUAAACAUGCCUAAAGCAUCUAUGCCAGAUGUUGACUUGAAUCUAAAGGGGCCCAAAUGGAAAGGAGGGGCCAAUAUUUCUGGAGAUGCUGAUAUUUCAGUACCCAAAAUAGGAGAAUUUAAAGCACCAGAACUAGACAUUGAAGCUCCAGAAAUUGAUAUUGAAGGACCAGAUGGUAAAAUAAAAGGUUCCAAAUUCAAAAUGCAUCUCCCAAAAAUGUCCAUGCCUGAUUUUGAUUUAAAUCUGAAAGGACCUAAGCUGAAGGGAGAUGCUGAUAUUUCAGUACCCAAGGUAGAAGGAGAAUUGAAAGGACCAGAAUUAAACCUUGAGGGACCAGAAAUAGAUUGUGAAGGCCCUGAUGGUAAAAUAAAAGGUCCUAAGUUUAAAAUGCCAUCAAUGAAUAUAAACAUGCCAAAAGUAUCUAUGCCAGAUGUUGACCUGAAUAUGAAGGGGCCCAAGUGGAAAGGAGGGGCUGAUAUUUCCGGGCCAAAACUUGAAGGAAACCUUAAAGGUCCAAAAUUAGACAUUGAAGCUCCUGAGUUGGACAUUGAGGGCCCAGAUGGCAAAAUAAAAGGUUCCAAAUUCAAAAUGCAUCUCCCAAAAAUGUCCAUGCCUGAUUUUGAUUUAAAUCUGAAAGGACCUAAGCUGAAGGGAGAUGCUGAUAUUUCAGUACCCAAGGUAGAAGGAGAAUUGAAAGGACCAGAAUUAAACCUUGAGGGACCAGAAAUAGAUUGUGAAGGCCCUGAUGGUAAAAUAAAAGGUCCUAAGUUUAAAAUGCCAUCAAUGAAUAUAAACAUGCCAAAAGUAUCUAUGCCAGAUGUUGACCUGAAUAUGAAGGGGCCCAAGUGGAAAGGAGGGGCUGAUAUUUCCGGGCCAAAACUUGAAGGAAACCUUAAAGGUCCAAAAUUAGACAUUGAAGCUCCUGAGUUGGACAUUGAGGGCCCAGAUGGCAAAAUAAAAGGUUCCAAAUUCAAAAUGCAUCUCCCAAAAAUGUCCAUGCCUGAUUUUGAUUUAAAUCUGAAAGGACCUAAGCUGAAGGGAGAUGCUGAUAUUUCAGUACCCAAGGUAGAAGGAGAAUUGAAAGGACCAGAAUUAAACCUUGAGGGACCAGAAAUAGAUUGUGAAGGCCCUGAUGGUAAAAUAAAAGGUCCUAAGUUUAAAAUGCCGUCAAUGAAUAUAAACAUGCCAAAAGUAUCUAUGCCAGAUGUUGACCUGAAUAUGAAGGGGCCCAAGUGGAAAGGAGGGGCUGAUAUUUCUGGGCCAAAACUUGAAGGAAACCUUGAAGGUCCAAAAUUAGACAUUGAAGCUCCUGAGUUGGACAUUGAGGGCCCAGAUGGCAAAAUAAAAGGUUCCAAAUUCAAAAUGCAUCUCCCAAAAAUGUCCAUGCCUGAUUUUGAUUUAAAUCUGAAAGGACCUAAGCUGAAGGGAGAUGCUGAUAUUUCAGUACCCAAGGUAGAAGGAGAAUUGAAAGGACCAGAUUUAAACCUUGAGGGACCAGAAAUAGAUUGUGAAGGCCCUGAUGGUAAAAUAAAAGGUCCCAAGUUUAAAAUGCCGUCAAUGAAUAUAAACAUGCCAAAAGUAUCUAUGCCAGAUGUUGACCUGAAUAUGAAGGGGCCCAAGUGGAAAGGAGGGGCUGAUAUUUCCGGGCCAAAACUUGAAGGAAACCUUAAAGGUCCACAAUUAGAUAUUGAAGCUCCUGAGUUGGACAUUGAGGGCCCAGAUGGCAAAAUAAAAGGUUCCAAAUUCAAAAUGCAUCUCCCAAAAAUGUCCAUGCCUGAUUUUGAUUUAAAUCUGAAAGGACCUAAGUUGAAGGGAGAUGCUGAUAUUUCAGUACCCAAUGUAGAAGGAGAAUUGAAAGGACCAGAAUUAAACCUUGAGGGACCAGAAAUAGAUUGUGAAGGCCCUGAUGGUAAAAUAAAAGGUCCCAAGUUUAAAAUGCCGUCAAUGAAUAUAAACAUGCCAAAAGUAUCUAUGCCAGAUGUUGACCUGAAUAUGAAGGGGCCCAAGUGGAAAGGAGGGGCUGAUAUUUCCGGGCCAAAACUUGAAGGAAACCUUAAAGGUCCACAAUUAGAUAUUGAAGCUCCUGAGUUGGACAUUGAGGGCCCAGAUGGCAAAAUAAAAGGUUCCAAAUUCAAAAUGCAUCUCCCAAAAAUGUCCAUGCCUGAUUUUGAUUUAAAUCUGAAAGGACCUAAGUUGAAGGGAGAUGCUGAUAUUUCAGUACCCAAGGUAGAAGGAGAGUUGAAAGGACCAGAAUUAAACCUUGAGGGACCAGAAAUAGAUUGUGAAGGCCCUGAUGGUAAAAUAAAAGGUCCUAAGUUUAAAAUGCCGUCAAUGAAUAUAAACAUGCCAAAAGUAUCUAUGCCAGAUGUUGACCUGAAUAUGAAGGGGCCCAAGUGGAAAGGAGGGGCUGAUAUUUCCGGGCCAAAACUUGAAGGAAACCUUAAAGGUCCACAAUUAGAUAUUGAAGCUCCUGAGUUGGACAUUGAGGGCCCAGAUGGCAAAAUAAAAGGUUCCAAAUUCAAAAUGCAUCUCCCAAAAAUGUCCAUGCCUGAUUUUGAUUUAAAUCUGAAAGGACCUAAGUUGAAGGGAGAUUCUGAUAUUUCAGUACCCAAGGUAGAAGGAGAAUUGAAAGGACCAGAAUUAAACCUUGAGGGACCAGAAAUAGAUUGUGAAGGCCCUGAUGGUAAAAUAAAAGGUCCUAAGUUUAAAAUGCCGUCAAUGAAUAUAAACAUGCCAAAAGUAUCUAUGCCAGAUGUUGACCUGAAUAUGAAGGGGCCCAAGUGGAAAGGAGGGGCUGAUAUUUCCGGGCCAAAACUUGAAGGAAAUCUUAAAGGUCCAAAAUUAGACAUUGAAGCUCCUGAGUUGGACAUUGAGGGCCCAGAUGGCAAAAUAAAAGGUUCCAAAUUCAAAAUGCAUCUCCCAAAAAUGUCCAUGCCUGAUUUUGAUUUAAAUCUGAAAGGACCCAAGCUGAAGGGAGAUGCUGAUAUUUCAGUACCCAAAUUAGAAGGAGAAUUGAAAGGACCAGAAUUAAACAUUGAGGCACCAGAAAUAGACAUUGAAGGCCCAGAUGGCAAAAUAAAAGGUCCUAAAUUUAAAAUGCCCUCAGUACCAAAAAUAGGAGAAUUAAAAGGACCAGAAGUUGAUAUUCAGAUGCCAGACGUUGAUAUUGAUGGACAUGACGGUAAACUAAAAAUGCCCAAGUUUAAAAUGCCUAAGUUUGGUUUUUCUGGACCCAGAAUUGAAAGCCCAGAUAUUGAUGUCAAUCUUCCAAAAAGUGAAGUUGACUUUUCUGGCCCUAAAAUAGAUGUUGACGUUCCAAGCUUAGACCUCGAUGGUCCAGAAGGAAAGCUGAAGGGUUCUAAAUUCAUGCUUCCCUCCAUGAAUGUUAAUUUACCAAAAAUGUCAAUGCCUGAUAUUGACUUGAAUUUGAAAGGUCCUAAGUUGAAAACAGAAGCUGACAUAUCAGGACCUGCAAUUGAGGGGGUCCUGAAAGGUCCCACGCUAGAUCUUAAUGCUCCAGAACUGGAUAUUGAGGGCCCUGAAGGGAAAGUAAAAGGUCCCAAAUUUAAAAUGCCCUCUAUGCAUGUCAAUUUACCUCAAGUGUCAAUGCCUGACUUUGACCUCAACCUGAAAAAUCCGAAGUUAAAGGGUGGAUUAGAUGUUUCUGGUCCAAAUCUUGAAGGAGAUUUAAAAGGAUCAGACUUUGACAUAAAAGCUCCAGAAAUUGAUUUAGAAGCACCAGAUGCUAGCCUAGAUGGCAAAUUUAAAAUGCCUAAAUUUAAAAUGCCUAAGUUUGGUUUCUCUGGGCCUAAAAUGGAAGGUCCAGAUGCAGAUAUUAAGCUUCCACAUGGUGAUGUUGACAUUUCUUGUCCAAAUGUAAAUAUUAAAACACCAGAUCUAGACAUUGAGGACCCAGAUGGAAAAUUAAAGGGUUCUAAGUUUAAAAUGACCUCAAUGAAUGUAAACUUACCAAAAGUAUCCAUGCCUGACCUUGACCUAAAUCUUAAGGGUCCCAAAAUAAAAGGCGAAGUAAAUUUACCUGUUGCAAAUAUAGAAGCUGAUUUGAAGGCUCCUAAAGUUGAAAUGAAGGGAACAGAAAUUGAUGUUCCUAGUCCAAGCUUGUCUGUAGAAGUACCUGAAGGGAAAGUGAAAGGCUCCAAAUUCAAAUUACCCUCAUGGGGAUUUUCAAAACCCAGUGUUUCCAUGCCAGAUGUUGACCUCAAUGUGAAGGGUGGUAGCGUCAAAACCCCUGAUGUGGACAUCAGUGGUCCAAAAGUGGAUGUUGAAAUACCUGAUGCAAAGGUUAAAAAAUCAAAGUUUAAGCUGCCCAAAUUUAAUUUUUCAGGUUCUAAAAGCCAAUCAGCUUCUGUAGAUGUGAAACUUCCCAAAGCUGACCUAGAUAUAAGUGGCCCUGAUAUGGAUAUUCCAAAUGUGGAAGCUAAAGGUAAAAGUCCCAAAUUUAAAAUGCCUUCAUUAAACAUAACAGGUCCAAAAAUGUCAAUGCCAGAUGUUGAAUUAAAUCUCAAAGGAGCAAAGCUGAAAGGUGAUGUGGACGCCCCAGUUCCUAAACUUGAAGGUAACAUAAAGGGUCCACAACUUGAUAUUAAAACACCAGAUAUAGAUCUUGAGACUCCAGAUAUAGAUACAGAAGCAAAGGGAAAACUAAAGAUGCCAAAGUUUAGCCUUCCCAAAUUUGGAUUUUCUGGACAUAAAGUGGAAGUGCCAGAUAUUGAUGUUAAAUUACCAAAGGGUAACAUUGAUAUUUCAGCUCCAGAAUUAGACACUGACCUUAGUCUGAAGGCUCCAAAUUUGGAAGCUGAUAUAAAAGCUCCACAAAUUGAUCUUGAAGGUCCAGAUGUCACAAUUGAUGGGAAAAUGAAAGGCCCCAAAUUUAAGAUGCCCUUAAUGAAUCUUCCUAAAAUGUCAAUGCCUGAAAUUGAUUUGAAUCUUAAAGGUCCCAACUGGAAAGGGGAUGUUGAUCUGUCUGUCCCAAAAGUUGAAGGAAAUGUGAAAGGUCCAAAAGUGGAUAUCAAGGGUCCAAAUGUUGAUGUUGAAAUGCCAAAUGUUGAUUUGGAUGGGCCAGAAGGAAAACUGAAAAUGCCCAAAUUUAAAAUGCCCAAGUUCGGUUUUUCUGGUCCUAAAUUUGAGGGCCCAGAUGUUGAUCUAAACUUGCCAAAAGGCGACCUUGACAUAUCUUGUCCAAAAGUAGAUCUUGAAGCUCCAGGUUUAGAUAUAGAAGGGCCUGAGUUCAAAGGUAAGGAUUCAAAAUUCAAGAUGCCUUCAAUGAAUUUUAACCUACCUAAAAUGUCUAUGCCUGACUUUGACCUAAAUUUAAAAGGUCCAAAAGGACCUAAGCUUGAAGGCAAUCUUAAAGGACUAGAAUUAAAUGUUGAUGCACCAGAAAUUGACAUUGAAGGCCCAGAAGGAAAGGUAAAGGGCCCAAAAUUCGAAAUGCCAUCAAUGAAUGUUAACUUACCCAGUGUAUCUAUGCCUGACUUUGAUCUUAAUUUAAAGGGAACCAAAUUAAAGGGAGGUGCUGACAUCUCAGGCCCUAAGCUAGAGUGUGAUCUGAAAGGUUCAGAAGUAAACAUUGAAGCACCAGACCUGGAUAUAGAAGGUCCAGAAGGAAAGGGAAAACUGAAAAUGCCAAAAUUCAGUCUACCAAAAUUUGGUGUGUCUGGCGCCAAAAUGGAAGCACCAGAUGUGGACCUAAAUCUGCCAAAUGCAGAUAUUGAUGUUUCUGGGCCAAAACUAGACAUUGAUGCUCCAGAGAUUGAUGUAGAUGGAAAAAUUAAAGGCUCUAAGUUCAAGAUGCCUUUAAUGAAUGUGAAUUUGCCAAACAUUUCUAUGCCUGACAUUGACCUGAAUUUGAAAGGCCCAAAAUGGAAAGGAGGGGCAGAUAUUUCAGGGCCUAAGAUAGAGGGAGAUCUGAAAGGUCCAGAAUUGAAUAUUGACACUCCAGAAAUAGACAUUGAGGGUCCAGAAGGCAAGAUUAAAGGUUCAAAAUUCAAAAUGCCAUCCAUGAAUAUGAACCUUCCUAAUGUAUCUAUGCCUGACAUUGAUCUUAAUCUUAAAGGCCCUAAAUUAAAAGGAGGUGCUAAAAUAUCAGACCCGAAGUUAGAAGGUGAUCUAAAAUGUCCAGAUAUUGACAUGGAAGCCCCAGAUAUAGACAUAGAAGGCCCAGAAGGGAAGGGAAAACUGAAAAUGCCCAAAUUCGGUCUUCCUAAGUUUGGUUGGUCUGGCCCUAAAAUUGAAGGACCAGAUGUGGACAUAAAUCUGCCAAAGGGAGGUGUUGAUAUUUCUGGGCCAAACAUGGAUAUUGAUGCUCCAGAGGUCGAUGUAGAUGGAAAAGUAAAGGGCUCUAAAUUCAAGAUGCCUUCGAUGAAUGUAAACUUACCAAACGUUUCCAUGCCUGAUAUUGACCUGAAUUUGAAAGGUCCAAAGUGGAAAGGCGGAGCAGAUAUUUCAGGACCCAAGUUGGAGGGAGAUCUGAAAGGACCAGAGUUAAAUCUUGAAGCUCCAGAAAUAGACAUUGAGGGCCCAGAAGGCAAAAUAAAAGGAUCCAAAUUCAAGAUGCAUUCAAUGAAUGUUAACCUACCUAGUGUAUCUAUGCCUGACUUUGAUCUUAACUUAAAAGGUCCCAAAUUAAAGGGAAGUGCUGACAUAUCAGGACCUAAACUAAAGGGGGACCUGAAAGGACCAGAAGUAAACAUUGAGGCACCAGACCUAGAUAUAGAAGGCCCAGAAGGAAAGGGAAAACUGAAGAUGCCCAAAUUCAGUCUUCCAAAAUUUGGUGUGUCUGGCCCUAAAAUUGAAGGACAUGAUGUGGACAUAGAUCUGCCAAAAGCAGGCAUUGAUAUCUCUGGACCAAAGGUAGACUUUGAUACUCCAGAGAUUGAUGUAGAUGGAAAAGUGAAGGGUUCUAAAUUUAAGAUGCCUUCAAUGAAUGUGCAUUUACCAAAAGUCUCCAUGCCUGACAUUGACAUGAACUUGAAAGGUCCAAACUGGAAAGGAGGAGGAAACAUAUCAGGACCUAAGAUAGAGGGUGAUCUAAAAGGGCCAGGAUUAAAUGUUGAUGCUCCAGAAAUAGAUUUUGAUAGUCCAGAAGGCAAAAUAAAAGGAUCCAAAUUCAAGAUGCAUUCAAUGAAUGUUAACCUACCUAGUGUAUCUAUGCCUGACUUUGAUCUUAACUUAAAAGGUCCAAAAUUAAAGGGAAGUGCUGACAUAUCAGGACCUAAACUAGAGGGGGAUCUGAAAGGCCCAGAGGUAAACAUUGAGGCACCAGACCUAGAUAUAGAAGGCCCAGAAGGAAAGGGAAAAAUGAAAAUGCCGAAAUUCAAUCUUCCAAAAUUUGGUGUGUCUGGCCCUAAAUUUGAAGGUCCAGAUGUGGACAUAAGUCUGCCAAAAGGAGAUUUUGAUAUUUCUGGGCCAAAGGUAAACAUUGAUGCUCCAGAGGUUGAUAUAGAUGGAAAAGUGAAGGGUCCCAAAUUCAAGAUGCCUUCAAUUAAUGUGAAUUUGCCAAAGGUCUCUAUGUCUGACAUAGAUCUGAAUUUAAAAGGUCCAAAGUGGAAAGGAGGAGCAGACAUAUCAGGACCUAAGAUAGAGGGAGAACUGACAGGACCAGACAUGCCUGACAUUGACUUUAAUCUCAAAGGCUCCAAAUUAAAAGGAGGAGCUGACAUAUCAGCUCCCAAGUUAGAAGGUGAUCUGAAAGGUCCAGAAAUUCACAUUGAGGCUCCAGAUAUUGACAUAGAAGGCCCAGAAGGGAAGGGAAAACUAAAAAUGCCCAAAUUCGGUUUUCCCAAAAUUGGUUUGUCUGGCCCCAGAAUUGAAGGAACAGAUGUGGACAUAAAUCUGCCAAAGGGAGGUGUUGAUAUUUCCGGCCCAAAUGUGGAUAUUGAUGCUCCAGAUGUUGAUUUAGAUGGAAAAGUAAAAGGCUCUAAAUUCAAGAUGCCUUCAAUGAAUGUGAAUUUACCUAAAGUAUCUAUGCCUGACAUUGACCUGAAUUUGAAAGGUCCAAAGUGGAAAGGUGGAGCAGAUAUUUCAGGGCCGAAAAUAGAAGGAAAUUUGAUGGGUCCAGAAAUAGACUUAACAGGCCCAGUUAAUAUUGAGGCUCCUGAUAUAGAUCUGGAAGGUCCAGAAGGAAAACUAAAAAUGCCCAGAUUUAAAAUGCCUAAAUUUGGCAUCUCUGGGACAAAAAUAGAAGGGCCUGAUGUAGAUGCUAACUUGCCAACAGGUGAAUUGGAAUUUUCUGGUGCAAAGGUUAAUAUUGAGGCUCCAGAUUUAGAGAUUGCAGGCCCAGAAGGAAAAGUUAAGGGCUCUAAAUUUAAGAUGCCAUCAAUGAAUGUAAAUUUACCAAAAGUAUCUAUGCCAGAAUUUGACAUGAAUGUAAAAGGCCCCAAGUUUAAGGGAGGGGCAGAUAUUUCAACCCCAAAACUAGAAGGUGACAUGGAUUUGAAGGCACCUAAAUUGAAGGGAGGAAUUGAUCUUAAUGUAUCAAAUAUUGAGGGAGAUUUCAAAGCUCCUUCAAUUGACAUGAAUGUGCCUGAUGUUAACCUAGAGACACCAGAUGUUAAUUUGAAAGGUCCAGGUAUUGAAAUUGACGGUCAAGAAGGUAGUCUAAAACUGCCAAAGAUGAAAAAAGCAAAGUUUGGUUUUGGUAUGAAAUCCCCAAAAGCUGAUUUGAAAGGACCAUCAUUAGAUGUGUCUGCUCCAGAUGUUGAACUAGAUACAGAAGCCCCAGAUAUAGGUAUUGAAACUAAAGGAAAGAAGGGUAAAUUUAAAAUGCCAAAAAUUCACAUGAGUGGCCCAAAAAUAAAAGGUAAAAAAGGAGGUUUUGAUGUAACCACCCCUGAGGGUGAGAUUGACAUGAACCUUGGUGUUCCUGAUGUAGAUGUAAACAUGUCAGGCGGAGAUGCAGCAUUAAAAUCUGAUCUUAAUAUAAAGGCACCUAAAACGCGCAAACCUCUCUUUGGAAAAAUUCAUUUUCCUGAUGUGGAGUUUGACAUAAAAUCUCCAAAAUUAAAAGGUGAUGUUUCCUUGCCCAGCCCUAAAGCAGACAUAAAAACUCCAGACUUAGAUAUUGGUGAAUUAAAGACACCAGACACAAAUGUAUCAUCUCCUGGGAUUAUCAUUGAUGGUCCAGAUGUAAAGUUGAAGAAACCUAAAUUUAAACUUCCAACAUUCAAUAUGUCAGCCCCAAAAAUAGAAGUUCCAGAUUCUGAUAUCAAUAUUUCAGGUCGAAAUAUAAAUGCUCCUAGCAUGGACGUAAAUCUGAGUGCACCAGACCUUAACCUUAAAGGACCUGGUAUUUCAAUAGAUACAUCUAUUCCAAAACUGUCCGGGCCAGAUGUAGACGUGAAUUUGCAAGGAUCAAAAGUAAAAGGGAAUAUGGAUAUCUCUGGAAAUUUGGACUGGGGUACUCCUGAUGUUGACAUUUCUGGAUCAGGUGGGAAGAUAACAUUUCCCAAGGUAAGUAUGCCUAAAUUUGGUAUCUCUGGCCCCUCAGUUGAAGGACCUGAUGUCAGCUUUGGGAAGGAAGAUUUGAACAUUAAAUCUAAAAUUGGGUUGCCUAGCAUGCAUGUAAAAGCUCCCGGAAUUAAGACACCAGAACUAGCUGGUAAUUUGGAAGGUACUUCUAUUGAAAUGUCAUCUCCUAAUGUUUCCGGCACUGAUUUUGAUAUGAAUUUGAAAGGACCAAAGAUUGAAGGUGAUUUGGGCAUUUCUGGAGCCUUGAAAGGACAUAAUGUUGGUAUUGGGUUACCAGGAAUUGGUAUAAAAAACUUAGAUGGUCAUAUUAAACAACCUCAAGUGGAACUGUCUGGGCCAAACUUUCAAGGGUCUGAUGUGAAGCUACUAAAGGGGGGUGUAUCUCUUUCAGGGCCAAAUGUGGAAAUGCCUAAUGUAUCUGCCAAAUUUAAAACUCCUGAUUUAAGUGUAAAGGGGACUUCUUUUCAGCUACCUAAUGUGUCCACUCCUGGGAUUGAUCUAAAUGUAAAAGACCCUAAAAUGCAUGGAGAUUUUUCAGUAGGCUCUCCAAGCCUUAGUAUGUCUGGACCCUCUAUUCAUGGCCAAAAUGCAGGCAUAAACAUUGGUCUCCCAAGUGAAAAUAUUGAUGCAGAUGGAGCACAGUGUAAGGGAGAUGUAAAAGGUCUUAAGUUUGGCAUGGGAAAACCUGAAAUUGAUUUUAGAAGUCAAGGAGAGACCUUAAAAGGAGACCUAAAUACUAAUAUAAGUGGAAAUAUUGAAGGAGCAUCGUUGAAGAUUAAAGGGCCAGGGGGGUUAAGUAUAGCAGGACCAAAGAUAGAAGGUGAUAUAAGUGGACCUAGAAUAGGUGGGCAGUUAGAUAGUGAUAUUGGAGCUUCACCAGUUAGAAUUACUUUCCCCAAACUGUUGAUGCCCAAAUUUUCAACCCCUGGACCAGAGUUGACUGGACGGGAGGUGGGAGUUGAUGUAGAUUUCCCUAAAGCAGGCAUGAGGACUGAACAUUCAGGCCAAAUUGAUGUGGAGUUAGAAGAAAGUGAGCUGAAAAUUAAGAAAUCAAAGAUAAAAAUGCCAAAGUUUAAUUUUUCUAAGGCAAAGGGUAAAACUGAUGCCAGUAUACCAGAUGUGUCAGUUUCAGGUUCAAAGGGUGAUUUGAAAAGCUCAAAAGCAAGUCUGGGUUCUGCUGAGGGGGGACUAGGUUCUGUUGGAUUAGAGGUUGAAGGGGGUAUGGGCAUUUCCCCAAAAGAAAAGUCACCAAAGUAUGAAUUUUCCUUAUUUACAAGCAAAAAACCAAGGCACAGGUCAUCCUCUUUUAGUGAGGAGAAGGAAGGAUCCACACAGUCCUCACCUAGUGGUACUUUGGAGUUAGGAGGUGGUGCUGUAUCUGUUGAAGGUAGCAAGAAAAAGGGGAAGCAUUCAAAGAUCAAAUUUGGCACCUUUGGUGGGUUAGGUUCAAAAUCCAAAGGCUCUUAUGAGGUCACACUUAGUGACGAUGAAAACGUCCAGGGGAGUGGAGCAUCAUUGGCGUCUCGAAAGUCCAGGGUCUCUUCCUCCUCAAGUAAUGACAGUGCCACCAAAGCAGGUAUACGGCUGCCAAAGGUGGAGCUAACUGUUGCUAAAAAGGAGUAGAUUCCUCUUCAUCACCCUAAAAAUGUGUAUAUAUAUAUAUAUAUAUCUGAGUGUUUGUACAUACAUUUUGCAGCCUUUACAUAAUGCUAACUUUCUGGGCUUUCUGGAGUAGAGAUAAAAGUCAAGGUAACAAAAAUAGAAUGAAAACCGAGAAAGAGAAAAAAAAAAAAAAGAAUCUGGCACUACAAAUUCCAUCUUAACCCCCUUCCUUGCCAGAGACUUGUACAUGCCAAGACAACUCUGGCAAGUAAGGGCUUUUACUGGCUAUUUUGAUAUAACAGUACAUGGAAAUAUAUUUUUCCAUAUAUUUUUUUUUUAACAUGCUUUUGCAGCUAAUGUUUUCUUUUUUUAGGGGCUUUAUUAAAAACACUGUAAAUUUACAUUGAACCAGGUAGACGACAGUAAAUCGGGGAAUUAUCAUUAAAAAAUGAAUGUUAUAAAAAAAAAAACCCAUAUAGUACCAGAUAUUUUUUUUUAAAAUACACAAUUUAUCCUGAAUUCUAUAUUCUAGAAGUAUUUCAUUUUCCUCUAUGGUGUAUUUUGUGUUGUCAUUGAGAUAUUCAUAUAAAAUAACCUGCCCAGUCAAUAAUAACUAAAGCCAACAGCAACAUUAAUUUCCAAAACAAACAGAAGCUGUUUUAUAAUAACAGGGAAUUUAUUUGUAUAUUUAUUCUUAAUUAUCUAAAUUGACCGAAAAAAAUAAAAUAAAAAAUCCUGGCAUGAACAAAUAGUAAAUAUAUAACAACCCUAUCACAACCAUAAAGAAAAUGAAACACUACUAGGAAAUCUAAGCUAAUAAACAUAUUUAUAUUUUUUUAUGCAAAAAAAAAAGAAAAAAGAAUUAUAAAACCAUGUUGGUGUAAGGUACAUUUGUAAGAUUUAAAACAUUUUUUGAGUAUUUUCUUACGCCAGUACAACUGAUUUGAAAAGUCUGAGGCUUUUUUUUUUAAAGCUGGAAAUGAUUGUGCGUGAGAAGGUAUUGAUCUGCAAAUAUCCCGCAUCUUUAUUUCUACGCACCUGAUACUUCCCUGAUACACGUUAUUUGUAAACGUUUCUGACCCAAUGGUUUGUACUAUAAAUAGUUUCCUAAUGAAAUUGUAAUAACCGAACCUGCGCUUGUUUUUGUGGGGUUUUUUUUGAAGGGGGGUUAUAAAUGAUAUUUGCUUUCAUUUCUGUAAAAAAAAAAAAAUUAAAUGUACAAAAAAAUGAAAUAAAACAUUUAACUUCAGAAAUCUAAAAGCACUUUAAUAGCAAAUCAUACUGGAGUGUUUGGAAGUGGACUGUUCCAAAGCAAAAUAAAGCUUUUAACUUUCACCAAA
This is a messenger RNA of Bombina bombina (fire-bellied toad), 21788 nucleotides long. RefSeq names its product neuroblast differentiation-associated protein AHNAK. Lineage: Eukaryota; Metazoa; Chordata; Amphibia; Anura; Bombinatoridae. Gene Ontology annotation, molecular function: protein binding. The transcript has 5 exons. Gene Ontology annotation, cellular component: cytoplasm; costamere; nucleus. Bases 205 to 20469 code for a protein of 6754 amino acids. Gene Ontology annotation, biological process: regulation of RNA splicing. The record is from RefSeq and is a predicted model, not a curated record.